CCUUCCUGAUCAGCAGCUGCUGUCAGAACGAAGCUCUUUGCAAAAAGCCUGAAAGAGGAACCCUGGCUGAGCGCUCUCUCUUUCUUUUUCUCUCCUUCAUUCCUUCUUUCUUCCUCUCUUUUUCUUCUCUUCCUUUACAGCUUGGGAAAGGCAGCCUUCCUUGGCUGGGGGAGUAUUCUGUUUUGCAGCAGGGAGAGGGCACCAGAUUGCCAAGCCCAAUUGCCUUGCCUCUGCUCCCUGCCUCCUCCUCUUGCCUGGCAGUAAGGAGACCAACUUUGGGCACCCGAUCAAAAAAGUGACGCUGCAGAAGGUGGUGGGGGAAAGGCUUGGUCUCUCUUUGGAGAAGGUUUUGCCCUCCUGGUUGCCCUUCCCGAUCUUCUAUGCCCCUUUUGGUUUUCUCCUUUCAGGCAGGCUGACCGAAGAGAGGAGAUGCCCACCUGGCACCUUUGACCCUCACCUGGCCUCUUGGGCUCUUGCUGAAGUGGCCAAGGGAUCUCUCUGCUCUUGCACCACAAAGGCUGGCCACCAGGACUUGCAGGACUCCAGACCAUGAGUGGAAGAGGCUUCCUGACCUUCUUCUCCGACCCAUCCCUUGCCCUUGGGAGGCAUCAAACUUUCACCUUCUACUGACAUCCAUCUCCUUUUUCCCUCUGGGCGACUGGAGGCUCUGCAGUUCAAAGGACCCACAGAAAGGUUUUGCACCAGAGACAACCUUGCCGGACAGGUUUCCAGUCUCUGGUCACAGAGGUGGACAGGUUGGGGUGGCACCAAAGAGAUGGGCAGCACUGCCAUGGACACCAAAAAGAAGAAAGAUGCUUCUUCCAGCAGCAGCAGCAAGAAAAGUUGCAGCCAGAAGAAGCGCAUGUUGCGAGUCCACAUCCCGGAUCUCAGCUCAUUUGCCAUGCCAUUCCUGGAUGGAGAUGUGGACAAUUCAGAGAAACAUGCCUCACGAAAGGCAGAAGACAACUACACCACAGGCAGCCCUUCCAAAGGACUUUUCUCAAAGGGGCUACAGAACCGGCCUUCCAGCCCGGCCUCUGCCCCUGUCAAAUCCAAACACAGUCCGGGUUCACCCAAAACUGUGUUCCCUUUCCCGUACCAGGAGUCGCCACCUCGUUCCCCGCGCCGCAUGAGCUUCAGUGGAAUCUUCCGUUCCUCCUCCAAGGACUCUUCCUCCCCUGGCUCUAAUCCAUCUACCUCCCCUGGUGGGAUCAAGUUCUUCUCCAGAUCAAGAAAAACCUCUGGCCUUUCCUCUUCUCCAUCAACCCCAACGCAAGUGACCAAACAGCCAACGUUUCCUCUGGAAUCCUACAAACAUGAACCCGAAAGGCUAGAAACACGGAUCUACACAUCCUCUUCUCCCCCGGAUACAGGCCAGAGAUUCUGCUUGCCCCAAGGACAAAGCAUGGCCAAGCCCCACAUGCCAGCAUCCACGCCGUGUGCUACCUCAAAAACAGCAGCUCCGCCUCAGAGCCCCGACGCCUCCUCCUCCGAAGGGAUGCUGGAGAAACUGGAGCUCGACGGCGAAGCUGUUGGAGAGUCAGAGAGUGACAUCUACAUGCUUAUGAGGUCGCACAUUUAUGAUAUGGUUCCAACAAGUUCCAAGCUGUGUUUUGACACUACGCUACAGGUAAAGAAGGCUUUCUUUGCCUUGGUGGCAAAUGGUGUUCGAGCAGCUCCACUGUGGGAGAGUAAAAAACAAAGUUUUGUAGGAAUGUUGACUAUUACAGAUUUCAUUAAUAUAUUGCAUAGAUACUACAAGUCUCCAAUGGUACAAAUCUAUGAAUUAGAGGAACACAAGAUUGAAACAUGGAGGGAGCUUUAUUUACAAGAAACCUUUAAGCCUUUAGUGAAUAUUUCACCAGAUGCAAGCCUUUUUGAUGCUGUAUAUUCACUGAUCAAAAACAAAAUCCAUAGAUUGCCAGUUAUUGACCCUGUGAGUGGAAAUGCACUUUAUAUACUUACCCAUAAAAGAAUACUCAAGUUUCUUCAGCUUUUUGUGUCAGAAAUGCCAAAGCCUGCUUUUAUGAAGAAAAAUCUGGAUGAACUUGGGAUAGGAACAUACCAUAAUAUCGCCUUUAUACACCCAGACACUCCUAUCAUUAAAGCUUUGAAUAUAUUUGUAGAUAGAAGGAUAUCGGCACUACCUGUUGUGGAUGAGUCAGGAAAAGUUGUAGAUAUUUAUUCCAAAUUUGAUGUAAUAAAUCUUGCUGCUGAAAAAACAUAUAAUAACUUAGAUAUCACAGUGACACAAGCCCUCCAACACCGCUCUCAGUAUUUUGAAGGUGUUGUAAAAUGCAGUAAGCUGGAAACACUGGAGACCAUUGUGGAUCGGAUAGUUAAAGCUGAGGUUCAUAGGUUGGUGGUGGUGAAUGAAGCAGAUAGUAUUGUUGGUAUAAUCUCCCUCUCUGACAUCCUGCAAGCGUUAGUGCUCACUCCCGCAGGUGCCAUACAGAAGGAAAGUGAAGCUGAAUGAUUGCUGUGAACAUACAUACUUUUGUAGAAGAACUUGGAUGAAGUUACUGGGUAAUAUUUGCCUGGAAAACACAGAGGGUGAUAGAGAAGAGUCAAACAGUGAUGAGAAUGUAUGUGUCUUGGACUAUGUGAUGGGUAGCUAGUCUAUUAUUUCCCAGUGACUGUCUCAAAGAAGCAGCAUGACAAAAAGCUUUAUAGGCUUGCAUUUCAAAAUGUUCGCUGAAAGACUUUACAUGAUGUCCAUCAGAAAUGCACUGUAUCCUGAAACAAUACCUUUUUCUGUAUUUGAUAGAAGUCACUGGUCAGCAGCAGAUCUCUGACAUAAGGCAAGUGUAUGGCAUAUUCAUAUCAUAGUGCCUUAUGUCAAAAAGCCAACAAUAUGUCAUCACUGUUACCCAUCACAAUGAGAGGAAGUAUUGUGUGAAACAAGAUACUGUAUUUGAAUAUUCAAGUGGCUAAAUUUAAAACCAAAUCAGUUAUUAGUUUUGUCAUAAAAGUUGUACUUUGAAUAUCAGUAGAUUACUUUAAAACUUUAAUGACAAUUUUUGUGUGUUUAUAAAUGUUGCAUCGUGAGGAAAGAUGGUAAAGUAAGACAGACCUAAACCAGCUUUAUUUAUUUUUAUUUUUGGCAAUUUUUUACACAUCUUUGGUGGGUGGCUAAAACUUCACCAUAUUCAUUAAUAAAACAUUGAUUGUUAUAUAAGGAUCCAGUUCUCUCAUUACUGACAACAAAGGUGUGGAUACCAUUUUUUCUUUCAAAUGGAUAAAGUCCGAUAACGUAUGCGUGUCAGACAGUGCUGAAGUGCUUGUGUUUCUGCAAAAAAGAAACCACAAGAAGCAACCCACAGAGUAAUGUGGAGAAUGUAUAAGUGUGCCAGAAGGUAACAGCAUAAUGCUGUUGUCCUAAAAAGACCUAAUGAAAUCCAUAAUGUGAAAAGACUCAAUAUCUACUCGACAACAGCAGUUCCAAAAGUGCCAGAAGACAGCAUUAGUCCCCUCAAAUUACACUCCAUCAUUCUUCAGUUGCACUACAAGAGAAAUGUUCUGGCACAUACUAUUCAUGUACAGACUCAGAUUAAUUCUUUUCAAAAGGUAAUUGAUGAUCCUUGUAAACCAAGGUUGGAUUAAAUGUUCAAAUUGUAGUUGUUUAUGUGGAGGAGCUCUUAUUAUAUUAUCUCCUCUAAAAAUAAUGAAGAGAAGAAGGGUGCUCUUUUUCCCAUUUGGGAAGUCAAAAAAAUAUAUACAGAGAUGCAUCAGCAGCUAAAACUGUUCUUUCCAGUAUAGUUCCUGAAGCUUCGGUUUGUCCUAUAUUACAUUUGUACUGUAUUCGCAACAUGUUCCAUAUUGCCUUGGGUAUGUGAGUGUAACAGAUUGCUUCUGCACUAAGCCCCCCCCCCCCCCCGGAUUUGCUGUCCUUUGUUUAGAUAGCACCUUCACCAAAUUACUGCAUACCACUGUCUUCUGCAUUUGUCAUUUUUCAAGAUUUGAUUUAUGUGUGGUGUCAAUUUUUUGCAAUAAAAUCAAAUUGCAUUGCCA
Sceloporus undulatus (fence lizard) is the source of this 4011-nucleotide messenger RNA. It is a transcript of the gene PRKAG2, whose product is annotated as protein kinase AMP-activated non-catalytic subunit gamma 2. The record is from RefSeq and is a predicted model, not a curated record. Lineage: Eukaryota; Metazoa; Chordata; Lepidosauria; Squamata; Phrynosomatidae.